This is a messenger RNA of Peromyscus californicus insignis, 6119 nucleotides long. RefSeq names its product acid phosphatase 4 (gene Acp4). Gene Ontology annotation, molecular function: protein tyrosine phosphatase activity; acid phosphatase activity; receptor tyrosine kinase binding. Bases 3841 to 5280 code for a protein of 479 amino acids. Gene Ontology annotation, biological process: negative regulation of ERBB4 signaling pathway; lysosome organization; peptidyl-tyrosine dephosphorylation involved in inactivation of protein kinase activity. NCBI's taxonomy places the organism in Eukaryota, Metazoa, Chordata, Mammalia, Rodentia, Cricetidae. The record is from RefSeq and is a predicted model, not a curated record. The transcript is spliced from 9 exons. Gene Ontology annotation, cellular component: postsynaptic membrane; lysosome.
UGCCUCAAGAAUGGGAGGGGGUUGUCGGGGAGACCAGAAUGGUGACCAUGGUGACCAGGAAAGGGCAUUUUGGGUAGAAGAGACAUUCACACUGGGGGUUGGGGAGAGGGGGAUGAGGGUGUGGAAUGUCACACAUGGUACCUAAAUCCAGCAUCAAGACCUAUGAGAUUGGAGAGUUCAGAACUGGAUCUGCACACUCACUGAGUUCUGUUUUCUUCCCUGGAGUGUGCUGGGAGCCAUGGGAGAUUUGUGAGCAGGGGAGGAACAGACUGGGUCUGGUAUCUUGAGGUAGGAGAUUGCCCUAGGUCUAACGGCCCAGGCAAAAUGGCAUCCUCAUGUCUGCCAGGCGCAAUGGUGGGGACGGCAGUCAGGAGUUACACUAGAACUUGGUCCCCAGUUUGUGAGGCUGGCAGGAGCAUCAUGAUAGUGUGAAGCAUGGUGGUGGUGGCAGAUGCUGACAUCUGGACCAUGGGGACAGCAAGGCACUUUGACCCUGACCACCCAAUGCUCUGUGUAGGUUCCUAACUCUUUUGUCCUCUAGACCGUUAUAAUGACUCUCCAGGCCAUUAAGGGGUACAGAGGAGAGGGCAGAUAAACACACGUGUGCUGAACUGCCUUCACCUUCACAAAUUGCUACCGGUUGUUCCCAUGGGUGUGAACCACUGGAGGGGCCCAGGCUUUUGCAGUGAUGCCCCAGCCUCGACACUGAGGAGGGAGGUACAGGGUAGGAAGCCUCCUGGAGGGAUGCCUGUGUGGGCUUGAAUCCCAGCUCUGACGUCUGUCCGUGGGAUGACCUUGGGUGAGUCACUUAAAGAUGUCUGAGCCAUUUUCUGUUUGUAACACAAAGAAAACAUAUCCCUUGGUAAGGGCGUGAGGGAGAUGCUCAGUGGGCCAAGUGCAUAUCACAUGAGCGUGACGACCUGGGUUUGGUUCCCUAGCACUCCUGUAAAAAGCCAGGCAUGGCACAUGUGCCUGUCACCUUAGCACUGGGGAGGUGGAGACAGGACGAUCCCUGGGGCUUGCUCGCCAAACCAGUGAGCUCCAGGUUCAGCGAGAGCCAUCAGAAUAGGUGAAAAGAAAUUAAGGAAGACAUCUGACUCGACCUCUGGCCUCUCCACACCCGGAAGAGAACUUCUGUGUGUGGUGCAGCAUUUCUCUAGUCCAGGCUGGGAAGAAGGGUCAAGAGGCUCACAAAACUCAAGACAUUUUCCAGACUCACAAGUUACAUGAGCAGUAGGUGGUUGCUGGAGAGAAGACACUCUCAAGUGGAGCUGCCUGCAAGGUGCCAGAAGACUCCAGCGAGACAUCUUUGUAUCCCCCCUCCCCCCGCCCGUGAGACUCUCUGGUGCUGCAGCUGCUUUUGAGUCACAGUCCUGUGCGUGACCCUGAUACACUCACUGGUUCACCAUGCUGGACUCAGGGUGAUUUCUCGGGUCUGCUGUUGCUCUUUCUGUCUGGAUUGGAGUUCAAAGUCACCUUCAGCUACAUAGUGCACAGAGAGUUCGAGGGUAGCCUGAGAUACGUGAGACCCUGUUACUAAGUGAACAAGCCAAUAAAUAAAAUAAAAGAAGGGCUGUCAAGAUAGUUGAGUUCUCAGAGCUCACACGGUAGGAGGACAGACCUGACAAGCUCUCCUCUGACCUUGGCAUACGUGCUGUGGCAUGUGGGAGCCCCCCCCCCCCAAGUGUACACACCCAAAAAGAGAGAGAAGCGAGGGACGCCAGGUUACAGAAGCCAGGGAUGUGACAGCUGAAGGGGGUGGCGUGUGGCUGGCUUUGAAAAUGGAGUCCUGGAAAACAGCUCCGAGAGGUGGGGAAGGCAGGGGAUGGCGUUCUCCGUCAUAGCUGGUGGUGGAUGCAUGGCCUGAGGACAACCUGAUUUCCAGCUAGUCACACCAACUGUGGACCUGGAGCCUCCGGGGCAGCGGGGGAUCAUGGGUCCUCUGCUGCUGCCUGGCUGGUGGUCAACCGCUAUAGCGGCACAGGGAGCGAGCGCCCCAGGAGGGCGAGUACGAGGACAUUUCUGGGGACAGAACUUGGUCACCACUCCACAUUGUUCCUGUGGUUCUGUGUCACUUAUGGCUGUCCUUUGUUUUGCUUUGGGAUUAACUUGCUACAUAGACCAGGCUGGCCUCGAACUCACAGAGAUCCACCUGUCUCCUGAGUGCUGAGAAUAAAGACAUGUAGCACUAUGCCUGGCUGGGAUUAACAGAAUUUUUGGAGCCAUGGUAGCACAAGUCUGUUUUCUGAGCAUUUGGGAAGCUGAAGUUGUAGUGUUGUGAGCCAGCCCAGGGUACAGGGUGAGUCCAAGGCUAGCCUGGGCAAUGUAGUAAAAUUCUGUCUACAACAUUAAAAAAAAGGGGGGGAGGUUAAGGUGUUUGUGGCUAAAGAUGGUAGCCCAGAGACACAGCACUUGCUCAGCAGGUGUUCAAAUGAUAGUAGACUGCUUUUUGGCUGCUUUCCUGAGAACCUGGGUUCAGUUAUGGUGGCUCACAAACAUCUGUAACUCCAGUUCCAGAGGGAUCUAACGUCUUCUUCUGGCCUCUGUGAGCAUUGCAUGCACAUACAUACAAGUACAUAACAUAAAAAUAAAUAAAAUCAUGGCCCGAUGUAGUGAUGUACACCUUUAAUCUCAGCACUUGAGAGGCAGAGAUCUGUAAGUUUGAGGCCAGCAUGGUCUAUGUAGUGAGUUUUAUGACAGCCAGAACGACAUAGUGAGACCCUGUCUCAAACCACAACCUUAAAACAAACAAACAAAAACCAAAAACAAAACAACAAAAAAACAAACUCCAAAAUUAAACAGCUAGACUCCCUCUAUACUAAGCCUUCCCAGUUCUUGACCCACAAAACCCAUGAGCAAUGCAAUAACUGCCUUAAGAUAUUGAACUUGGGGCUGGGGAGGUGGCUCAUUGGCCUCACAAGUAUGAGGUACUGAGUUCGGUUCCCCAAUACCCAUGUUAAAGAUCUUGGCACAAUGGCAUGUAACUGUAAUCCCAGGGCUUGUGAGGUUGAGACAGGAGGAUUCCUGGAGCUUGGUCUAGCCUGAAUCAGCAAGCUUCAGGUUAAGUGAGAGGCCCUGUCUAAAAUGAUAAGGUGGUGAGUGUUUGAGGAAGACACCUGCCAUCUGGCCUCCACACACACAUGCACUCCUGCACACACAUGAACACACACAUAAAUUGCUAAGUUUUAGGGUCAUUUGUUAAGUGGUCAUAAACACAACUUCUUAACAGUUCCUUUCUGCAAACAGGUUCUUAAGUGCUUAUUGCUCUUUGACCUAUCUGGUCUGUUUUGUGAGAUGAAGGCAUGUAGAAAUUACAGUAACUUGAUAGUAUCACACAGCUUGUAAUGGUGAGAGAUUUGAACCUAGUCUGUCUACUCUUGGCUUGGGAAUUUUGCUACAGGGCUCUAUUGGUUUUAACCAGUUGUAUGUGGUGUGGGAAGAAAGUGAAAUCUUCAAGAAGUCCAAGGGGGCCUCAUAGAGUCCUGACAUUUUAAAAAAGGAACAGAAAACAUGGGGAAGCAGGGGUGGUGGGGGUGGGGUGGGGUUCCCUGUAACUACCUCUCAGCUUUGCCACUUCCUAGAUGUUUCCUCAGGCAAGUCAGUGGUCCUGUUGUGCCUCAGUUUCCCCAUCAGCAUAGCCGGGAUGCUGGUGGCUACAUGGACACCUCCUGGGGGGUCUGUGAAGAUGAACUGGGUUAACCCCAGACCUCUCCAGCCUGGGGCAGUGCUGUGGAGCGUGCUGGGGCCUGCGUUGCUUGCAGGGGGCUGAGCCGGAGGCUAAUGAGCAGGUGAGGCCACAGCACAGACGGAGGCUGAGCUCAGCGUCUGCUCUCUGUGGAAAUGGCCGAGCCUGGGUCUCAGGGCCACACUGCCGGACCCUUGCUGCUGCUGCUGCUGCUGCUGCUCCCACCCCAGGCCCUGCUAGAGGGGCCGCUGCUAUUUGUGGCUCUGGUGUUCCGCCAUGGCGACCGGGCCCCACUGGCCUCCUACCCCACAGACCCACACAAGGAAGCUGCCUCCACCUUGUGGCCCCGAGGCCUGGGCCAGCUGACCAAGGAGGGGAUCCGACAGCAGCUGGAGCUGGGCCGAUUUCUGAGGAGGCGUUAUAAGGCCUUCCUGAGCCCGGAGUACAGGCGUGAAGAGGUGUACAUCCGCAGUACAGACUUUGACCGGACACUGGAGAGCGCACAGGCCAACCUGGCUGGGCUGUUCCCCGAAGCUGCCCCUGGAAGCCCCGAGGCCGACUGGAAGCCCAUUCCAGUGCACACAGUGCCUGUGUCUGAGGACAAGUUGCUGAGGUUCCCCAUGCGCAGCUGCCCCCGAUACCAUGAGCUGCUGCGGGAGUCCACAGAGGCCGCUGACUACCAGGAGGCCCUGGAGGGCUGGACGGUGAGUGCUGUGGGGGGUCGGUGGGGCUGGGUGCCAAGCAAGGAUUGGUCAGGGCUCACCCAGCCCUGCAUCUCCACCCAGGACUUCCUGACCCGCCUGGGCAACUUCACCGGGCUGUCACUGGUUGGAGAGCCACUCCGCAGAGCAUGGAAAGUUCUGGACACACUAAUCUGUCAGCGUGCCCAUGGUCUCACCCUUCCAUCCUGGGCCUCCCCAGACGUCCUGAGGACUCUGUCACAGAUUUCAGCUCUGGAUAUCAGGGCACAUGUGGGCCCACCCCGGGCAGCAGAAAAGGCCCAGCUGACAGGGGGGAUUCUACUGGAUGCCAUCCUCAGCAAUUUCUCCCGGGCCCAGAGUCUGGGGCUGCCCCUCAAGAUGGUCAUGUACUCAGCUCAUGACAGCACCCUGCUGGCCCUCCAGGGGGCCCUGGGCAUCUACGAUGGGAACACCCCACCUUAUGCUGCCUGCAUGGCCUUUGAGUUCCGGGGGAGCUCCAGGGAACCCGAGGAGGAAGAUGGAGAGAAUGUCACCAUCUCGCUCAUCUACCGAAAUGACACCUCCAGCCCACCCCUGCCACUGAAGGUUCCCGGGUGCCCGGCCCCCUGUCCGCUUGGGCGCUUCCAACAGCUGACUGCUCCAGCCAGGCCUCCAGUUCAUGGGGCCCCCUGCCAUGGUUCCUAUGAGUCUACCAGCCCCCCAGGUGACAGCCCUCUGCGCAGGGGUGGGAGCGGGGUGUUCCCAAGGCCUGGGAUUCACAACCCCCAUGUUCUUCCUGCAGCCACGGUGCCCCUUCUGGCCGGAGCUGUGGCUGUGCUGGCUGUGCUGAGCCUGGGGCUUGGCCUACUGGCCUGGAGGCCCAGCUGCCUGAGGGCCCUGGGAGGGGCUGUAUGAGGGGGGCGUAUAGACACAAAAGCACCCCCUCAGCUGACACUGGAUCCCAACACGUGUGCUCACCUGCUGCUCUGACUUGUCACUUACUGUGCUCGCUCGCGCGCGCGUGUGGGAAUGAAGGCUGGGUGGGCCCCAGGCAUUGCGCACACCCGGACACUUGUGUCUGUGCAGUCAGGGGCUAUACAGAGGGCAGGCAGUAAGCAUGUGUGCGGGUGAGAGCCUAUAGUUUGAGACCACUUAGGACUGGACUGUCCUUAAGGAGCUCUACUCCCAGCAAUUACAGCCUGCGGGCGGCAGAACGGAUGGAGAUGGGGGUCUCCCAGGGUACUGGCUAAGGUAACCAGUCUUCUAGAAGCCCCACCCUCACCACCAUCCGAAGCUCUCCCUGAAGUGGGGAAGUUCCUAAAGGAUGUGGUGAUGAGCCUGCACCUAGGACUGCCACUCCAGGACCCACUCCCUACUGACCAGCAACCAUGCCAUUGGCAUCCCCUCUCGUGUACUCACUACUCCCCAGCCCCCAGCUGACACUGGGAAGUCAAUGGGUGUUCUCUGUCUUGAGGUGGCCAGGCUCCUGUCUGGGGGAGGUACAAGACCAAAGAUCCUGAGGAAGCUAUGGAGCACACCUUGGGGUCCCAGGACAGCCUGAGCUAAAGGGUUUGGUUCACAAGAAGCAAAAUAAACUCAAACCCAAUGCAGGCUGCAGGGUAGGGACUAAGGCCAGCCAGUGGCUGUGACUGGCCCCCACCAGCCCACCUUUCCUCACCAGACCGCUGGAGUAUCCUCUGGAAACAGGCCAGAGGUGGGCAAGUACACCUGUGCCUCACCUGCCCUGGACCCAG